Messenger RNA from Vigna angularis (adzuki bean), 1169 nucleotides. RefSeq names its product eugenol synthase 1. The transcript has 5 exons. Gene Ontology annotation, molecular function: oxidoreductase activity. The record is from RefSeq and is a predicted model, not a curated record. Lineage: Eukaryota; Viridiplantae; Streptophyta; Magnoliopsida; Fabales; Fabaceae. Bases 72 to 1025 code for a protein of 317 amino acids.
CUUUUGAAGUUGGAAAGAAGUUAUAAAAGAGGGUGUGGUCAGAUUGUAAGCAUUUGCAGCAUUUGUUAACAAUGGAGGGAAUGAAGAGUAAGAUAGUUGUAUUUGGAGGAACUGGUUAUAUUGGGAAGUACUUGGUGAAGGCAAGUGUUUCUUUAGGACAUCCAACUUUUGUGUAUACUCGUUCUCUUAAUUCACAAACUUCUUCUUCAAAGAUACAACUUUGCAAGGAGUUCAGCCACAUGGGAGUUACCCUUGUCCAAGGAGAACUUGAGCAUGAGCAGAUUUUGAAAGUGAUUGAAAAGGUAGACAUUGUGAUAUGUGCACUUCCAUACCCUCAAGUGAUGGAGCAACUCAAAAUCAUAGAAGCUAUCAAAGUUGCUGGUAAUAUUAAGAGAUUUCUUCCAUCGGAUUUUGGGGUGGAAGAAGAUAGAGUAAACCCUCUUCCUCCAUUUCAAGCUUUCCUUGAUAAGAAAAGAAAAAUUAGAAGGGAAAUUGAAGCAUCUAAUAUCCCUUUUACCUAUAUCUCUGCAAAUUGCUUUGGUGCAUACUUUGUUAAUUAUUUGAUUCGUCCUCACGAAGAAAACAAUCAUACUAUUGUUUAUGGCAAUGGUCAUGCCAAAGCUGUGCUAAACUAUGAAGAAGAUAUUGCCAUGUACUCCAUUAAAGUAGCAGAUGAUCCAAGAACAUGCAAUCGUGUUGUUAUUUAUCGACCCUCUAAGAACAUUGUAUCACAAAAUGAUUUGAUAUCAUUGUGGGAACAGAAAACUGGAAAGAAUUUUAUCAAAGAAUUUGUAUCUGAGGAAGAGAUUAUCAAUCUAUCACGGACAUUACCUUCUCCACAUAAUAUUCCAGUUUCUAUUCUCCAUAGUGUGUUUGUUAAAGGAGACCUCAUGAACUUUGAGUUAGGGAAAGAUGAUCUCGAAGCUUCAGAGUUAUAUCCUGAUUACAACUAUACCUCCAUUGAUCAACUUCUUGAUAUUUUUCUUGUUCAUCCUUUGCCUCCUGCAUCUGCUGCUUUUGAAUGAACAUAUUUUAUACUACUCUAGUGCCUUGGAAUUUAGAAUCAAUUUAUUUAUGUUGUAUUCAAAUUUAAGAUUGUGUACAAUGACUCUCUCAUAGUUUGUGAGAUGUUUAGCAUGAUUUUAGUCCAAUAUCUUCAACAUUCGUUA